AUGGUGUCUCUAGUCUCAGUUCGCGAUGUCUCUUCCUCAACGGUCAUUUAUGGGAGGGCGGAGAUGGCAGGCAUUGAAAGUCUGGUGGCUGCGGGUGCGCUCUCAGGAGUGGCUGUGAUGGCUUUGUUCAUAGUAAUGGCCUUCAAACCGCCGUGCUAUCGCAAUACCCAUGUCAUCCCCCUUUUCGUCUCUCUACUGGUGGCCAAUGUAUUACAAGCAAUCGCUUCGAUGAUGGACCUUCGGUGGCUCAUGGAUGGCGCGGUAGAAGCGGGUCGGUUCUGCAGUGUCCAAGGUGGCCUGAAGAAUGGCGGCAAUGUGGCAACUGCAGUUUGGUCAUUCGCGCUGUCUCUGCACAUAUUUAUGCUCCUGUUCUUGCGCCGGAGUAUGAGUACUGCAAUUUGUGUUAUCGUGGUUGCUCUUGGUUGGUCGCUUGUGGUCAUCGUCGUUAUUGUUGGUCCCCUCGCGAUUCAGACCUCGGCAAAGGGUGAUUACUUCGGGCCGUCCGGUUACUGGUGCUGGAUCACACAUAACUAUCCCGAGGAGCAAACUUUCCUGGAGUACUUUUUUAUUGCGUACACCAUAUGCCUUCUACCCGUUACCCUUGCGCGUUUCAUAUCUUUUGGCGGACGUGAGGUUCCAUUUUGGGCUACCGUUGCCUCGGACUUCAUCUUCAAUCUCCAAGGUCUUGUUAAUGUCCUUCUUGUUCUGUGCACUCGCCACCUCAUACCGGACACGGAAACACUGCCAAUUUUUGUUCCUCGCAAAGACAUAGAUCUUUCACAGCCUGAAGCAUAUGGUAUCACUCCAUUCAUUUCAGGGAAUUCAGUUCAAACGGAGAAGCCACUGCCUCACAUUCCCUCCCAUACUCUUAUGUCGUCUAACGAAGCAGCUUUACCCAUGGCUCAUCUCACCCGCCAAGAGUCUAGGCUCAGUCAAUCGACUUCGUCGUCAGUUGAUUCGCAUACGCCGAUGCUCAAAUAG
This is a messenger RNA of Fibroporia radiculosa, 981 nucleotides long. RefSeq lists its product as uncharacterized. Gene Ontology annotation, biological process: adenylate cyclase-activating G protein-coupled receptor signaling pathway. The transcript is spliced from 7 exons. The record is from RefSeq and is a predicted model, not a curated record. NCBI's taxonomy places the organism in Eukaryota, Fungi, Basidiomycota, Agaricomycetes, Polyporales, Fibroporiaceae. The coding region runs from base 1 to 981 and encodes 326 amino acids. Gene Ontology annotation, molecular function: G protein-coupled receptor activity. Gene Ontology annotation, cellular component: plasma membrane.